Dimorphilus gyrociliatus is the source of this 982-nucleotide messenger RNA. Lineage: Eukaryota; Metazoa; Annelida; Polychaeta; Dinophilidae. The record is from the annotation of a GenBank genome assembly.
GUAAAUAUCUGGAACACAUUUUGAUUAAAAGUAAUUAUCGAAAAACCUGUAAUAAAGGAUAUUUCCAGAGAGAGAAUUAGUUAUUAAACAUUAAAUUAAAAUGCAAAAAAGAAAUGGAAAUCCUCUUGAAUGGACUGUUAAAUCAAUAGGAAUAGCGUUAUUUCUAUUUGUAGGUGGUAUAUAUGUUAUAUACAAAUUCUGGCCGUCUCCACAAUAUCAUAUUCACCCUCAUCAUUUAAUGUCAUGGAAGCAUAAAGAUUUUAUCUCUAUUCCUAAUUCCAUCCUUGAAAGUGCGAAAACCAUUAAACCAGAACUUAAACAAGCUAAAUACGAACUUGAAUCUGAUCAGCAUAUUACUCUUCAUUAUCGGAUGGUUGAACCGUCGGAAAAACAACAAAGACAACCAAUUGACAUAUUAUUCUUACAUGGAAAUGCAUUUAAUUCUGAAGAUUGGGUAAAUCUGAAUAGUUUACAAAUUAUGGCAGCUAGUGGAUAUAGGUGUUUCGCUAUUGAUUUAAUAGGAGGGAAAAAGAGCGAUAGCACCUCUUCAAAGCAAUUAAUAUCAUCCGAGGAUAGAGUAAAAUUUCUUACAGAUGUUAUCAAAAGAUUAAACAUUAAACGACCUCUGAUAGUAUCACCUUCAAUGAGUGGUAGCUACUCAAUUCCCUAUAUUAUGGAACCAUCUCCAACAACCUGUACAGAUAGAAUAAGUGGUUUUCUUCCUGUUGCACCUGUCGCAACAGACAAUUAUCUUCCUAGUAAAUAUCAUAGGUGUAAAACACCAAAUAUGAUUGUAUACGGUGCAAAAGAUACCGGAUUAGGUCUGGAAGCGACUGGUAAUCUCAGAAAUAUGCCUAAUACCGAAAUUAUUCCAAUAUUAGGAGCUAAACACGCUUGUUAUAUGGAUAACCCAAAACUAUUCCAUAAACUAUUGUACAAUUUUGCCGAAGCAGUUGUAAGAGAAGAGCAAUUGGGUGACUAG